Messenger RNA from Arabidopsis arenosa, 1340 nucleotides. The record is from the annotation of a GenBank genome assembly. NCBI's taxonomy places the organism in Eukaryota, Viridiplantae, Streptophyta, Magnoliopsida, Brassicales, Brassicaceae.
CUCUUUGGUCGGGAAAAGAAAUGUAUAAUCUUACUUUCUCUCCAUCAUUGUCCUCUUCUCUGCUCUCUUUUACACGACAAACUCCAGCCAUGGUGUCCUCUUCCCCGGCGGAUCUAGCACUUCAACAAAAACUCCGGUUUGUCCUGGAAACCUCACCGGACCGAUGGGCUUACAUCAUUUUCUGGCAUAAGAUGUUUGAUGAACCAUCGAACCGGUCUUACUUGGUUUGGGUUGACGGUCAUUUCUGUGGAAACAAGAACAACAAAUCCCAAGAAAAUUAUACAACUAACAGCAUCGAGUGUGAGCUGAUGAUGGACGGUGGAGAUGAUCUGGAGUUGUUUUAUGCCACAUCCUUUUACAGUGAAGAUGGGUCGCCGAGAAAGGAAAUAUUCGAUGAAUCUUUGGUUUGGCUAACCGGUCUCGACGAGCUCCGGUUUAGCAACUACGAGAGGGCUAAAGAAGCCGGUUUUCACGGGGUACGCACAUUGGUCUCCAUACCCAUCAACAAUGGCAUUAUCGAACUUGGUUCGUCUGAUUCAAUUAUACAAAACCGGAACUUUAUAAACCGGGUCCAGUCGAUAUUUGAGUCGGGUAAAACCCCAGAACACAGUAACCAAACCGGUUCUGAUCCUAAACCGGCGGAAUCAGAUCACUCAGAAAUCGGAAAUCGACAAUCGGGAUCGGAAAGAAAACGGAGGAGGAAAAUUGAGACGAUGGAUGUAGCUGUGGCGGCGGAAGAGAAACAUCAUCCGCCGGUUUUGUCCCACGUAGAGGCGGAGAGGCAACGGCGAGAGAAGCUAAACCACCGGUUUUACGCUCUACGUGCCAUCGUACCAAAAGUGUCACGAAUGGACAAAGCGUCACUCUUAUCCGAUGCCGUUUCAUACAUCGAAAGUCUUAAAUCCAAAAUCAAUGAUCUCGAAACUGAGAUCAAGAAAUUGAAGACGACGAUGACGACGGAGACAGAUAAAUUAGACAAUAACAGCAGCAAUACGUCUCCGUCUUCCGUUGAGUACCAAAUCAACCAGAAACCUUCAGAAUCAAACAGAGUCUCUGACUUGGAAGUGCAAGUGAAGGUCGUCGGAUACGAAGCCAUAAUUAGGGUUCAGACAGAGAAUGUGAACCAUCCAACGUCGGCAUUGAUGAGUGCGUUAGUGGAAAUGGAUUGCCGUGUACAACACGCGAAUGCGUCGCGCUUGAGUCAGGUUAUGGUUCAAGAUGUUGUCGUUUUGGUUCCAGAAGGAUUAAGAUCCGAAGAUAGGCUUAGGACCACACUUGUCCGAAACCUAAGAUCACUGAGCUAAGUUUAGUCAAUUACGAAAUUAAUUAAUUAUUUCUUU